Messenger RNA from Rhizophagus irregularis DAOM 181602=DAOM 197198, 3286 nucleotides. The record is from RefSeq and is a predicted model, not a curated record. Lineage: Eukaryota; Fungi; Glomeromycota; Glomeromycetes; Glomerales; Glomeraceae.
UUUUUCUUUUUUUUUUCCCGAUAAUAAUUUUUUUUUAUAAAUACUGCAUUGAUAAUUCAAAAUUCAUUUUUACUAAAAAAAAAAAUUAUUAAUCGAAUCGAUAAACGGUUAAUAAGUAUUUGUUGUUAUAUAGACAAAAAUAUUUAGACUAUAUAUAAAUUAAAAUUAUAAUUAAACUAAAAAAGUUAAUAAAUUUAAUUAAAUUUUUAAAACACGCGAUUUUGUAAAUAAUAAUAAUGACCGAUAGUCAGGAUUUAAUACAAGAAGCAAAUAUUAUUCCGGUAAUCAAUAUUGAAAGUGGUACUCCAAUUACGGAACGUCCAGAUCAUUCAAUAAGUUUUGAUCAUUUAAAAACUUCAUUCACACAUGAAAAACAUUUUGAUGAUUCUAAAUCUGACAAAUCCAGUUUAGGUUUAGUCAGUACUUCACACAAAGUAUUUGAAAAAAUUACAGGUUCAUUAACGGCUCUUAGUAAAUCACUUAGAGAUUCAUUUGAUUUAGGAGAAACAGAUGAAUUGGAAAUAAUAAAUGAUGAAUUUAAAUACGAUAUUGAUAUUGUGGCUACAUCUCCGGGCAAUAAAUUUAUAGCUACAUGGAGCUUAGAAAAUGGUAUCCUCGCAGUCUUCCCGUUCGAUAGUCAUAGCGGACCUUCUAAUUCAAUUUUCACCGUUAAAACUCCUUUCAACAAAGAUAAUGUAUCUGAAAGUAAAGCAAAAAUUUAUAUAUCCGUAUCUGAAGAUGGACAAUACGUUGCAAUAUCAAGGGUGACUAUAACGAAAGAAAGUCAUGUGGAUACCCCAAAUAUGGACGCCACUGCAACCUUAAAUAAUUCUCAACAGCCUGAGCGUAUACCAGAAUCAUCAUUUGUUGUUUAUUCAAUCAAGAAUAGUAAACAACAAAAUGAUUCGUUAUUAAAUUCUAUGGAAAUUUUAGGCUCUUUGAUAUUUGUGCGUCAUCACACUUUAGUUUGUUUCACUAAGAAUAACAUGCAUUUAUUAUCUACAAAACAUUGGGUUUUACGAAAAAGUAUUCGUAUUGAUGCUUUAAUUCAUUCUUCUCCAAAAUAUUCUAAUCUUAGUAAUGAAUAUAUGAUAGAUGUUCAUAAUAUUUUGAUUGAAAGUUUAAAAUAUGGUUAUUUACUUUGGCCAGAAGAAAAAGAUGGAAUUUCUGUGUGGGAUAUAAAUGGAAUUUUAAGACAAUGGUUUUAUGUUGAAGCAAAAAAUAUUUCAUCUACAAGAAAUUUAUUUGCCAUUUCUACUAAAGGUGAUCUAGUAGCUAGAUUUUAUGAAGAGAAAAAAGAUAAAUCUGGUACUUUAUGUUUAUUUCACACUCCAACGGCCUUACUGAUUUCUGAAAUCGAUGUUCCUAAAAGUACUUUUCUCAUUUCAUUCUUGCAGAAUAAUGAUCAAAUAAUUUUAUGCUCUCGAAAAGACCAAGAUGUUCGAGUUCAAUUAUGGGAUUGUUGGGCUGGUUUGUUAGUUUAUGAAGAAAAAUGGACAUAUCUUAAUUAUAAAAAACCAUUAGUAUUAAUUGGUGAUAAAUUUGUACAAGCUGUUGGUAAUGAAUUAAAUACUUAUCAAUUAUUUCCGAAUAAUUCACCAUCUGUCACUAUGCAAGCAUUAGUUAGAUCAUCAUUCGGUUGUAAAACUGGUCAAGAUGGAUUUGUAAUUAUGUCAUCUAUUGAAAAACAACAAGGAGCUAAUUUCUGUUGGGGCCAUAUUUUAGAUAAUAACAAGGAAUUAUUAUGCAAGUUUAAGUUCGAACCAUGGCAUAAUUGGAUUAAUAGUGAAAUUUUUAUUCAUUGGUUAGACCCUGAAGGGAAGAGAUUUAUCAUGGCGGGAAAAGAUAGUGUACAAAUUUACAAGACAAAACCAAAAGGCCAUAACAAAUUUUUAAGAAUAGAGUUGCAAUAUAUAUGGCUUUCUAGGAUUGAAGAGAUAAAAUUUGUGACUUUGGAAACGCGUGAUGAAAAUAAUUUAUCCUUACUUCACGUACAACUGACAAAUAAUGAAACAGUUACUUUAUCUUUACCAGGAGAGAAUGAAAUUACAUAUCGAACAUUGAUUGAUGCUUGCGCAGUGAUACACUAUCUUCGACUCCAAUAUAUGGAUGAUGUGCAGUCUUUUAGUCGAUUGACAAUUAAGGAACAAUUAAAAAAACUUGUUGAUACUUCAAUAAAGCAUUUUCCUACGGCUUUCAAUAAAAUUUCUUUGGGAAAUAAUGAAUAUUUUUGUCCUAUGGAAGAUUUUAUUCUGUUCGGUUGGGAUGAUUUAGUAAGAAAAAUUAUUGAAACUGAUCGGUAUAUUCCUCUAUUCCACAACGAAGAACAAACCGAGAGUGCUUUGUUAUUAUUAGUAGAACUUCAAAAAUCAGAGUUAGUCGAAUUAUUGGUUAAUUAUGUUGUAAAACAUGUAAAACGUCGGUAUGAUCCAGUACGGAAUCGUUCAAUCCCUUCAAAUAUUGAUAACAUAACGAAAAGAAUCGUUCAACAACCUGGAUUCGCUUGGACUUUGGGUAAAACUUUAUUAGAUUUGUAUAAAUAUUACCCUGAUAAAGGAGCUUACAUUAUGAAAGAAUCAAGUUAUUUUACAACUUCUUUGGAAGCUCCAAAAAGAAUUUUACAAACAAAAUUAGGAAAUCCAUUCGGGGGUGAAGAAAGAAGUCAUCAUAGCGAGUUAAACCCUGUGUCUCGUAAAGCUCGAUUGCCAAGGGGGACAAGAUAUCAGGAUGAGGAUACUAAAAAAAAAAGUUUUUCAAACUUAUUAAAUUUUCUGCCAAGACAUUAUGAUUAUGCCAGCUCAAUACGUCAUGAUACAGGAGCUCUAAUUUAUUAUCCUGAUUCAACAAAUUAUUCGGAAAGGAAACAAAAUAUGUACAGAGAAUCUUAUGGAACGCGACAAAAACAACGAAAACAACGUUUAGAAGAUGCGAAAAAAACUCAUCCUGCAAAGUUAUGUGUUGUUCCCUGGCCAGAUUUUUGUGUUUACCCUCCAUUACUUGAAGAUGAUCAUUAUCCGCCAUUAAUCGGAAGAUUUUAUCGAUUUUGGAAUAUAUAUAUUUCUCCAAUUCAAAGAAGUCCAUUUGCUGAUGUAGCAUUGAACGGGACAUCAGAAAUGUUUAGUGAAGUUGUUAUGGAAGCUGUAAUAAAAUUCAAAUGGUAAGUUAAACAAUUAAGUAUUCUUUAUUCAUUAUGUAUUUAAAAAAAUUAACGCAUUAAAAUAUAAUUUUUCCUUUAAUUUCUUAAAAAGGGACAAAUUUGCGCAAAAGCUAUUUUUAUACAAUUUUG